AAUGCCUACCACUUCAAAGGGAUAAUAGACUUUUGAAAAUUCUAUCAGGAAAACAAAAGAGGAUAUCUUACAUCAAAUUGAAAAAUAACAACUCAGUAGCAUCCAUUCAGAGAAACUCUAUAAAAGAUUAACACCCAAAUCAUGUAUGUAGAAUUUACUCAAGUGA
Molecule: messenger RNA, 166 nt
Organism: Paramecium octaurelia
Lineage: Eukaryota; Ciliophora; Oligohymenophorea; Peniculida; Parameciidae
Source: the annotation of a GenBank genome assembly